ACACUUUUCACUUGAAUGCACUGCUAUCCUUGGUUAUAAAAAUAUUAGCACUAAUGAUACAGCAAACUGCUAUUGGCUGAUCAAUCAAAACUUUACUGAUUUCUAUCCAAACGUUCUUGAAGAUAUUUUUAGUGUUACUACAAAUGGGGAGCUGAAUUACAUCCAUCUCUAUCUGCAUAUUCUCAAAAUGGUUCCAGAAUAUUAUGAUGUGCCUAUUACAUGUGUGGUACAAAGUACUGAAGGAGUCGACCACUCAUCUCUGUAUGUCAGGAAAUUCAUAUCUUCAGAAAUUUUGCAACCGCAGAUAUUAGGUGAUGGAGGGAGUGAAACAGUGUAUACAGAACUGGGACAUAAUUUGACACUUGAAUGUAAAGUUUUUCUUGGAAGUAACCCUGAUUUAGUUUUAUACUACUGGGUAUAUCAAAAUGAUACCGUGAUAGACUGCACAGACGAGAUAAAAACAACAUGUGCUACAUACACAAAGAACGAAAACAGCCCCAUGUUUAGCAUCAGUGAAUUACAUUUAAUCAACAUAAAUGAACAUGAUAUGAAUAAUCCAUAUACAUGCAAAAUGGAUAACACAUAUAACAACUCAUCGAAGGACUUUAUUCUUAAAUUGAAAGAAAAAAAGCAAGACAUUUCUCAGCAUGCCUUUAAUACAUCAAUGGCCACAUCAAUCACUUUAACCAUUUGCUUUCUUAUCCUGGUGUUUGUGGGCCUGUUCUUUAGAAUAGAUAUUGUUUUACUAUAUCGGAAGCUAGCGGGAAUGGAUGAAACCAUCGGGGAUGGAAAGGAAUAUGAUGCAUUUUUAUCCUUCCUAAAUAAUUCUGUUACUGAUUCUGAGGAAGAGCACGAGUUUGCUUUCCACAUUCUACCUACUGUUAUGGAAAAUCACUUUGGUUAUAAAUUAUGUAUUCGUGAGCGAGACCUAUUACCAGGAGGAGCCAUAGUUGAUGAUGUGCACUCAUUUCUUGAGAAAAGUAGAAGAUUAAUCAUACUCCUCAGCAAAAACUACUUAUCUGACAAAAGAAUGUAUGAACUUGACACUGGCCUAUACAAAGCAAUGGUUGAAAGGAAAAUCAAAGUGAUUUUGGUGGAAUAUUUACCUCUGUGUAAGAUGAACAUAAUGCCAGAAUCGUUAAAGCUUCUUAAAGCAAGCAAGAGAGUGAAAUGGAAAGGGGAUCAAUCUCGCCCUUUGAAGUCCAGAUUUUGGAAGAAGAUCCAGUACUUAAUGCCAGUGAAGCCAAUAAUUCCAUGUAUUUCUCAUUCAAAAGUUGAUAAUUCUGUUUUAUAAUUAUAAAAGGAAACUAUUUGUUACUGCAGCAAUAAAGUGAUGGUAAUCUAUGCAAGUAUCAAAGGUUUGCAAACCUUUUAUCAGACACUGGAAUAGCAAACCAUAUUAUAAUUUAUUAAAAUGUUACUUACGUUAUUGUAUUUGAAAUCUUUUUAUUCCCUGUCAAUCACUCUCGUUCCGCCACCGUAGCAAUGGCUCUUUUCUGCAUUGCAGUGACGUGUAGAGCAGCCCCGCCCACUCUACACGUCACUAUGUACAUCCCUACCCUCUCUUAUAUUCUCUCAAAAAGCGCACUCCUGUGCCCUCAACAAUUCUCACAUGUGCAAUCGAUCCUGUCACGUCUGUAAAGUAAACAGAGGAUCACGAGUUUCUCUGUUUACUUUCAGCAAUCCAAGUAAACACUAAGGGCUAGAUUAGAUUAAUUUGCCCAUUUAUGGGCGAACGUUAAAUAACCAGCCAUUACAAGUGGCAGGUUAAUGCUCCUGCGAGCUCGUGGGAGUACUUUGCGUGUUUUUUUAGAAAACCCCCCAAACAUUACGGUCAAUGGGGGACUGUGUUUUCACUUUCAAUAUACAGUAUCUUACAAAAGUGAGUACACCCCUCACAGUUUUGUAAAUAUUUUAUUAUAUAUUUUCAUGUGACAACACUGAAGAAAUUACACUUUGCUACAAUGUAAAGUAGUGAGUGUACAGCCUGUAUAACCAUAUAAAUUUGCUGUCCCCACAAAAUAACUCAACACUUAGCCAUUAAUGUCUAAACCGUUGGCUACAAAAGUGAGUACAUCCCUAAGUGGAAAUGUCCAAAUUGGGCCCAAUUAGCAAUUUUCCCGCUUUUACUAGCUAAUACUCAUACAUGUGUGCCAUUACAUAGAUUAAAGCGAGUCAUACAGCAACACUAAAGAUUGGCCGGUGAAGAGUGAUGUAAUAAAAAAUAAAAAAAACAUUUGUGAAGGGGGGGGGGGGGGCAGAUGGGAGAGCAGGAUUACUAUAGUGAAGGUUCUUGCUGAAAAUGCUAUUGCCGGAAGGUAUGUGAAAAAAUUACAACACUAUUUAACUUUAUUUGGCAGGAACUUCACAUUUCAACAAAGUUGUAUAUGCAAGUUUACCAUGACAUUAAAGUUUUCUAACUGUAUCAUAAAACAGACAAAAGCAGGCUGUACAGUGUUGAAGCAUGAAAUAUAAAAUAAAAUGAUACACAGUAGGGAAAUAAAAUAUACACAAAACACUUGUUUAUACUAAUCUGUUUACAUUUCAUUUGAAUACUGAAGGAUUACAGAGCCAGGAGUAAAUCUAUUUAUUAUUAUUAUUAUUAUUAUCAGUUAUUUGUAGAGCGGAAAAAGUUUCUGCAGCGCUAGUUUUGUGAUAGCGCUUAUAUUUAUUCAGAUUUUUCAUCUUUUUGUCUUUUUUUCACCUAUUUAGCCAGCUAUAAAAUGUAUUUUUAGUUAUUUAAUAUAUUAUAUAAUUUUGAUAUAAAAAGGUGUGUUCAGUUUCAGGCAGCCUUUAGUUGCACCAAAACCAUAAUUAAUAAUAAUUACAACCCUCCCUAAUUAAGCAUAACAUAAAACUUUUCACCCUCAAAGUGAUGACUAUGAGUCACAAAAUGUGUUAAUUUUCUUUCUAACACACUAAAAAAUGUCCAGCACAAUACAUUGGUACAGCAGAGCAGACAUUUAAACUUCAGACUCGCCAGAAACGCAAGUUAUGGAGCAGCGGUCUAAAGACCGCUGCUCCAUAACCUGUCCGCCUGCUCUGAUGAGGUGGACAGAGAUCGCCACAAUUCAACCCGAUCGAGUACGAUCGGGUUGAUUGACACCCCCCUGCUGUACAUUUUUACUGCAUCAUGAUACCAUAGAGAGAACUGUUAAACAGUGGAUUCCCUUAAUUAAAGGAGGUCACAAAAAAUAAAAUAAAUAGUUAUUUAUUUGAGUAUCGUGCUGAGACACAUAUGACAACUGUGUAGAAUCAGCUAUCUACACGUUAUCCUAAGAGUGAAGAUAAGGAACGAACCCAUAUAUAAUAAUCUAUUUCAAUAAAAAUGUAAAUUACUACCCCACUAGAGGAAGACUGCAAUAUAAAGGUGUGGCACUUAUUACAUUUCACAACAGACCAUAACACCAUUGUCACUUAUACAGCUUCAAAUUAUUAAGACUCGGAGAGUUAUUAAACUGUAUAGUGUAAUCAGAAAAUGUGAUAUUUUACUUUAAUGUAUUUAUGUUGUGUUUGGUGCAACUUUUUUUUUUUAACCCUUAUACUUUAUUUGAGGAUCUUCAGACGCGCUAAUCCAGUGAGUGCAAAUUCUGUUUACACUCAAGCUCAACUGUUUACUUGCAAAUUGUAAUAUGUACUCUAGUUAACGUGGUUGCAAUAUUGCUUAUUGCGUCUCACUCUAACAAUAGCACAGCGCCACUUGUAAUCUAGCCCCAAAUCUUUUGGCAAGCUUGUUUAUCUUGUAUUAAAGGGACAGUCAACACUAGAAUUUUUGUUGUUUUAAAAGAUAAAUAAUCCCUUUAUUACCCAUUCCUCAGUUUUGCAUAACAAAGACAGUUAUAAUAAUAUACGUUUUACCUCUGUAAUUACCUUGUAUCUAAGCCUCUGCAGACUGCCCCCUUAUUUCAGUUCUUUUGACAGACUUGCAUUUUAACCCAUCAGUGCUCACUCCUCGGUAAAUUCCUGUGCAUGAGCUCAAUGUUAUCUAUAUGACACACAUGAACUAACGCCCUCUAGUGGUGAAUAACUGUCAAAAUGCAUUGAUUAGAGGAGGCCUUCAAGGUCUAAGAAAUUAGCAUAUGAACCUCCUAGGAUUAGCUUUUGACUAAGAAUACCAAGAGAACAACUUGUACGGAUGAUUUUCUUUUACUAUGAAUAUUUAAUAAAAUGUGUAUAAAAUCCCCUAUUAAAUAAAGCUUAAACAAAUGUA
Molecule: messenger RNA, 4210 nt
Organism: Bombina bombina (fire-bellied toad)
Lineage: Eukaryota; Metazoa; Chordata; Amphibia; Anura; Bombinatoridae
Product: interleukin-18 receptor 1
Exons: 8
Coding region: 188-1294 (368 amino acids)
Biological process (GO): signal transduction
Source: RefSeq, a predicted model, not a curated record